GGAAGUAAAGAAGUGUUUAAUGGAUUUUUUAAUUUAACUGGAAUAUUUCUAGGCAAAACUGAAAUUGUUUUUGAAAUUACUUCACAAAAUAAAUCGUUAUGGGAACAAAAAGUUGUUAUAAAUAUCAUCCGUCGUCAAAGAACCAUCGAUACAAUCUUUACAGCAUCGGUUGCAAUUCUAGUUUCGUUAAUUUACAUAAAUUUUGGUUGUGCAUUAAAUUGGACUGAUGUUAAAACAACUUUAAGAAGACCUAUUGGACCAAUAAUAGGAUUAUCAUCUCAAUUUUUCUUUAUGCCAUUAGCGAGUUAUGUUUUAGGACUUAUUUUAUUCCCAGAUGAUGUUGGUUUACGGUUAGGUAUGUUUUUUACCGGAGUAGCUCCUGGUGGAGGUGCCUCGAAUAUGUGGACUGUAAUUUUAAAUGGAAAUCUUCAUCUUUCAAUAACAAUGACUACAAUAAGCACAAUAGCAGCUUUUGUGAUGAUGCCACUUUGGGUGUUUACUUUGGGAAAAACGAUUUUUCAUAGUGGAAAAAUUCCAAUACCAUACGCUCAAAUAUCAACAUAUGCAAUUGCUUUAGUUGUGCCAUUAUUAAUUGGAUAUUUAAUACAGAAGUAUUUGAGGAAUGUUGGACAAUUUUUAGCGAAAAUGUUAAAAGGAUUCGCAUCCGUUUUAUUAAUUUUUAUAAUCGUUUUUGCAAUCGUUGUUAAUUUAUAUUUGUUUAAAUUGUUUUCUUGGGAGUUGGUUAUUGCUGGUAUGGGUCUUCCAUGGCUUGGUUAUGCAUUCGCUUGGAUAUUUUCAAGAUUUGUGUGCAGACAAAAUCCAAAAGAUUCUUUAACGAUCGCCAUUGAAACUGGAAUUCAAAAUACUGGAAUUGCCAUUUUUUUACUUAGAUUUACUUUACCACAACCAGAAGCUGAUAUUACAACAAUUGCUCCAGUUGCUGUGGCUACAAUGACUCCAAUUCCAUUAUUUUUAAUUUAUAUUAUCCAAAAAAUCAAAAACCGAAGGCAACCUGAAGAACAUGUUAAUGGAAAGCCUCCAGAAGAUAAUGUUGCUCCAAAUUAUCAAAGCAUCACAUCAUAAGCCAUAUCAUUUUUUUUAUAAAGUGCAAUAAACAAAAUAAAUAGAAUUUAUACUGUAAUAGAAAUAAAAAUAA
Onthophagus taurus is the source of this 1156-nucleotide messenger RNA. The record is from RefSeq and is a predicted model, not a curated record. Lineage: Eukaryota; Metazoa; Arthropoda; Insecta; Coleoptera; Scarabaeidae.